Molecule: messenger RNA, 10216 nt
Organism: Ochlerotatus camptorhynchus
Lineage: Eukaryota; Metazoa; Arthropoda; Insecta; Diptera; Culicidae
Exons: 10
Coding region: 1569-8063 (2164 amino acids)
Cellular component (GO): Cul2-RING ubiquitin ligase complex
Molecular function (GO): zinc ion binding
Source: RefSeq, a predicted model, not a curated record
ACGGAUCAGUAUCAGGAGUGAUUAUUUCGCUUUUGAAUUCAGUUUUAAUAAAAAAUAGUUACAAUAUUGCCCCUUAUUCACUACUUUGAAUCAACUAUAAAUAAAUUCGACAGUUUACAACGGAUGAGUUUUAUCAAAUUGGCACCGGGCUACAAAGGAACUUGCCCUGUAGUGAAAAGAGGAUGUACUUCUCAUUCCAGACGUCUGCCAUCAGUGAAUUUGCCUUCAAGGUGCGUUCGUGGUGUCCAAUAAUAUCGUAAAACGUCUUGCAUGUGUGAGUGCAUGGUGGUUCUUGUGGAUUGUGGUGCAGUAAUCGUCGCGCCUUGUGAGCUGGUGUGAAAAAGCUGUCUUCAUUGCCGCCUCGCUAUGUUCCGUUGCCUGGCAGUAUGUGAGACAGAUGUCUGUUAGAUGAGUGAAAAAAAAAUCAAUCAAAUAAAUCUUCAUUAAUUAUGGUGUUACGUUUCCCUUCUCUCUCUUGCUGAGCUAGUUUUAUUAUAUAGCAGCAUUGGAGCAGUUAGGAACCAACCAGUGCGACGAUAAAAAGCCUCACGUCACGUUCGCAUAUACAUUCUUUUCGAGAAAAGUUGCGGAACAAGGCAUUUCUAAUGACGCAGAAAAAUAUUAUACAAUAAUUGUGCAAAAUAAAGCUUUUAAUAAGUGUAACUAGUGUCUACAACUAUAGUGAAGAAGACAAAGCGGACGGAGCGUGGCAGUGAAUUAUAAUUGCAAGAAAUAUUCUUGCAUCAUAAACCAAUGGUUUGCAUUGGUGUGGCAUGUGUUAAUAUGUUUUCAAGAAUUACUGUGCAUCUAUACUAUAGAGCAACGAAAGAUAUAAAGUGACAGACCAUUAUCUGCGCUGACGGAAAACGUUGAUGAACAAACAGGUUACACUAAAAAUACAAAUUCAUUGUAAUUGAAUCAUCUAUAUUCGGAUAAACCGACACGAAUCGACUGGGGAGCUCAUCUACAACCACGCCGAGGGGGUCCAUCAUUGAGUAACAUUCUCAGCUUGAGGUUUACCGUAUGAUAACAAAAAAUACCACCGGAGCGCGGGAGAGUGUGUGAUCACAAGAGAGUGAGCCCCGAACAGUCAUCAAUCCAUCCAUCCAUUUGAGCAUUGGAUGACAACGGCCCCUUAGUUCGUGUGGAUUACACCACCGUUGGUGUACAAAGCAACAUAGCAAAUGAACCAAAUCCCUAGUGAAGAGGGAAUUGAAAUCAUCUCUCAGUUCACUCACUGAGCAUUUACAGACAAGUGAAAACGAACAUUUCCUUUCGGAAUAACGAUGUUGAGGACGGAACAUCAAACGAACACUCGAAGAUGCAGUAUAGUAUGAGCAACCAUAGGGUGUAGAUGCACGUUGCCUCAAAGAAGUAGAGUGCAUUUAUUCAUUCAAAAAGUGGUUAUUAGCUAACUUGCAGACGAAACCGUAUAAAAUGGUUCGUUUCAGUAUGAAUGAUCAGACUGUGCUAAGGUAUAAUUAAUAUACAAUCAUCUCAGACCCAACGUGAGAAGUUAACGGAAUAGAGUGUAAUAGCUAUCAAAGUAUAUACUGAACUGUCUAAAAAUGCUUUGCUGUGACAAAACGUCUUCUGGUGGAGUCAAUUGCAACAGGAACUCUAAUGGAUCAUCUUCGAGAUGUCCCAGCGGAUCAUUACAGCAACCUGACAGCUUGCUGGACACAACAGCCAGACUUGUAGCGCAAAAUGAACCUUUUCAGAAAAUUGAAGAACGAUACGAUCGUAUACCAGAGCCAGUGCAGCGAAGGAUCAUUUUUUGGUCAUUUCCUCGAAAUGAAAAGGAUAUCUGCAUGUACAGUUCUCUUUCCAGGGUUUCAUCCAUUAAUUCUGUCGAACCACAAAGUUUGAGUUUCUGUGCCGGAUUAAAACUUGUUGAAUCUGGAUGUGUAGAAGAUGUAUUACAAGUUGGUUUUCAUCUUAGUGGGAUCGUGUGGACUUAUCCACCAAAUCACAAUCAACGACAGUCUUUGUCAUCUGGAUCAAGCACGUCCGCCAAUCGUCAUGAAAUCCCAUACCAUUUUCCCAACAUGAAUAACAGUCACCAGCACAACAAUUAUAUUGGAAACAAUAAUCAUCAUCAUAAUCCUCACAAUCAUCGGCCUUUGACUCCCCCACCUUUGCACCAGGCACCGUUACCCCCAGGGCCUCAAAUUCCACCAGGUGCGAUGGGUGUUGGAGGACCAGUGAUGAUUCCUCCACCCCCGGGUAUUGCUCAACCGGUACCACCACAGUACAACAAUAAUUCAAAUAUUGAUCGCGAUGGAUUCAACAAUAUUUCAACCUCGUCAUCUUCAGGCCAGGGUAAUAUGGAAGAGAAUAAAAAAUUCAAAGUAUCCGUCAGCUUCGAUAGAUGUAAAAUCACAUCAGUUACGUGCAGUUGCGAUACAAAGGACAUCUUCUGGUGUCAUCAUGUCGUUGCUCUGGCUCUGUAUAGAAUACGUAACGCAGAAACCGUUAAGCUCAGAGUUCCUAUUUCCGAAACGCUUCUGCAAAUGAACCGUCAACAGUUGCAAAAGUUUAUUCAAUACCUGAUCUCAGAACAUCAUACAGAAGUUUUACCAACUGCCCAACGGUUAGCCGAUGAAAUUUUACAGCAAAGAUCGGAGAUCAAUUCGAUAUGCGGUGCACCUGACCCAACAGCCGGUGCAUCCAAAGACGAUGAUCAUUCUUGGCAUUUAGAUGAAACACAAGUUUGUGAAGCUGUCAAGACGUAUUUAGGCCAGGGCAGUUACUAUUACAGCAGCAAGCAUCUAAAUUCGCUUUUCGGUAAGGUGCGAGAAAUGCUGAGAGCACAAGAUUCAAACGGUGCAAGAAUGCUAACGCUUAUUACAGAACAGUUUCUAAAUGAUCCCAGACUGGUGUUAUGGAAAAAUCACGGGACACCAAUGACGGAGAAAUGCCGACAAUUAUGGGAUCAAUUAGGUGCACUGUGGGUUUGCAUUGUAUUAAAUCCAAAAUCCACCCAUGCAGAGCGGCUUCAUUGGAAAGCUCUUUUAGAGAAAUGGUCCAAAAGUGAAGUUUGUCCACAAGAGGAUCCCGAUUUGCGUACCUCCACAAGAGAAAGUAUUCGAGAGCGAUCGAACCGUGAAAGAGAGCGAGACCGAAACCGUUUCUUUCGGGAGAACAAUCUCAGAAACAUGAUGUUCUAUAAUCAAAACAAUAUUAAUCCUAACGAUCAACAUCGAAGAAAUUAUAAUGAACGGAACAUGAUUGACAAUAUUAUGGAAAGGCAUAACAACGUUCAAAACGACAACUAUGAUAGCUCAGAAUCGGAUUCUGAUUCUGAUGACGAGAUGGAAGAAAACAAUGAUGCAGAAAACGGUGAAAAUGACAACAAUGGAAACCAAAACGUAGCUAAUGAAGCAAUUCCGGAUCAUAUGGAGGAAGAAGUUGACCAAGUGCAUAAUAUUUUACAAGAUAUUAAUUUUGGUGUAAAUCCUGAUAUAGGCAAACAAGAAGUUAAUGACUAUAUAAACUUGAAUUUAAUGAAUGAGAAUAGUAGCCUUAAUCCGAUCCUUCCGGACAAUGACGAUAGCUCAAGAGAGUCUAUGGAUGGCGAUAAUGACAAUCCAAUGCCCGGACCCAGUGGAAUCACUACGAAUAAAUCUAUUAAACAAGAUAACUUCUUCAGAGGGAAUCCCUGUAUCUGUGGAGAGCAGAAAUGUGAGUGCAAUCGUCCUGUCUUUUUUGAUGAGAUCAAGCCUGGAAAAUUCUUCGAUUGUGAAGCAUCCAACUUCAUGGUUACUGAAGAUGCUAACCAGGGCUGUGAGCCAUUAAAAGUUAAUGAGCACGAUAUAUCAACUGUAGAACUUGAGACUGGUGAAGAUAAAAACGAAAAGCACUGUGAUAUUUUAGAAAAGGAGAAUAAUUUGAAUACGUUUGAAGAUCUCGCGGUACCUGGUCCAUCCGGUUUGUCAAGAUUAUCAAUAGCUUCAGUCUCUACUGUUCCAUCAACAGCCUCGUCUACAACGGACGAUUGUAAAUGUCAUAAUGAUGGUGACAUGAUGGCAAGUACUUGUGGUAAUAGUAGUAACAAUAAUCAAGCCAGCACUUGCAAUAGCAGUGGAGAUAAAUCCGAAAAGUCUGAAAACCUCACUGAAACUAGUCAAUCUAAUGAAGAAAGGCAACCAUCGGCCCUGAGGGAUAAUGAACUGAACAAAGUAAACCAAAACGAAGCAGAAUUAGAUGAGCCUCAACCAGGUCCUUCAAGAGGGCCGGAUUACGUUGGUAAGCGUACGCAGAAUGCUGUUAAUGAUCGUAAUAAUGAUAAUAACGGUCGACCUUGCAAGCGUCUUAAAUUAAACAAUGGUAAUUGGGUGGGGAAAAAUGCUAACAAAACUCCACGUACAAUUUUCCACAAGGCUUUGGAUGCAGUUAACAUGACAUGGGAUAAUGAUCAUCUCAAAUUCAUUCUUGAAUCUGAUAGUUAUUCCAUCUCGAGCCAAAACUCGGUGCAAAUUGCAGGCUCUAGUAAAUCACUUAGCAAUAGUCCUAGUUCAAAAUCAAACUUCAAUGGCGUUGGUCAACCAUUGUGGCAUGAACAAAUAUCGAUGACUGCCGCUCGUAUCGACUCCUUGCGCUCCCAUGGCCAUAUAGAAGCUGCACUAAGAUUAUCUGUAAGUGUAGUAAGGACGAUGAGAGAAAUACAAAGAGAUGCACAGGCGUUGUGGCACCGUCAUAAACCAAAGAUUGCCGAGGUUAAAAUAACGGAGCCUGUCUGCAGUUGCCAAAGUAAGAAAUCAGUAGAGCCCUACCCAGCAGCUUCAUCGUCAACGCCAGCGGUGCCGGUAAUUAGAAAUAAAGAUACACCAUCGCAGCAAAUGCCCCCACCGCCUGUUCCUGGACCCUCAUCAUCAUCAUCGAGUUCUUCGGGAUCUAGUAGCAAACUGUGUCACUGCCCUGCUCAUCAGCAGCAUAAUUUCCCAGCUGCUCCUCCUCCUCCACCUCCUCCUCCGCCACAACAGCAAUUUCAACAGCAUCCACAAAUGAAGAAAGACUGUUCAAAAUGUCUACAAAUUAAAUGCUAUUACGAAUCGGUUGGAUCAGCUGGACACGGUUCAAGUGCGUCCAAACAUAACUACUACAAUAAUAUGAUUCGUAAUAGCCGUGGUGGAAUGAUCUGUCAUUCAUCAAAAUGUAAUCCAUUCAUUCCACCGCCAGCCGAAAUGUUCCGUAAUCCACAACCACAUUGUAGUCGAGAUUAUCGUUAUAUGAAAUUCAAUAUGCCGCCACCUCAACAGCAUCCACAUAUGCAUCAUAAUCAUCAUCACCACCAGCAGGGUAUGCCUCCUUUAAUUGGACCCCCACAAGCACCGCAUCAUAUGCAUGCUACGGGUCAUCCCGUUGCACCUCCUCCCGCUAUGAUGCCUCCACAACACGCGACUAAUGAGCAUCCUACUUUGGCUCCAAAAUGCAAUUGCCCGGUUCACAAGGACGAACGCCACGAUCCUAUUCCUGGACCAUCAGGAGCACCUAGUAUGGGUCCACCUGUAAAUGCAAGUAUGCCUGGGCCGUCUACUUCAUCAGCUGGGCUACCGCCACCUUUGGCUCCAUAUCAUCCACAAGAUGUGCUUCAAAAGUCACACAUGCCAUGUACGCAACAUGACAAAACGCAAUGCUGUACCAAAAACAUAUGCUGUAAAAUGGCAGCCCAAGCAAAGCAACUAGAAAAGCAAUAUAAUAUGGGUCAUUGUCCAUCAGCUGGACCUUCGACAUCUUCGCAAUAUAUGCCACCACCUUGUAACUGUGGAAUGCAUUCUAAUCCACAUGGAAUGUUCGGUCCUGUAUACAAUGGAGGCUCUCCACACGUAAUACAACCCGGACCGAGUACAUCUCGCUGUGUAAUGAAACCCUAUGACAGGAACAAUACAACAUCCUACCCAGAUUGUGAUGCAAGCGGAGCUGGAUGCUCUUCGAAAUCUCUGCCUAAAGCUUCAUCCACAGCUAUACAGGUCUGUAAUUUAGAAACCGCUGGCCCAUCAACAGCUACAUUAGCAGCAGCAACGGUUACGAGUGUUCCGAUCAAAAUCCAUCAACCGGAUUGUGCUCUUAAUAAAAAAUCCAUAGAAUCAGCUAACAUGAAUAAUAGUUCUAAAUCAAAAGCAACUGCUUCUAAUGGUUCGUCGAAAGCUUCCUCUUUACUAGAUCCGAUUAAAAUAAACCGCAAACCAAACUGUCUAUCAAAAUGUAUUGACUGCAGCAUUGGUUGUGAAGUAGAAUUUCCUUUGGAUGCCAUAGCUUGCAUUUUUGACUGUUUAACAGAGGCAUGCAUAAUGCCCGAAGCUAUGGUUAAUGAAAUCAGUCGCAUGGCUUAUGAAAUUGGAGCAAAUGGAAAUAGCCAAAAUAAUGCUACAGCUCCUGAGGAUGUCAACAUAAUUCCACCCAAAUAUCGCCACAUUCCUGUGCCAGGAAGUAAGGAUAAAUAUGAAACCUACCUAACGCUGGCUUUUGAAGCAGCAAUACUAGCUUUAAGUAAGCAGCGCAUUAUGCCGCAUGGUCUGUACGCUCAACACGUGAUAUGCAAGCAACAGGAUCAACUGAUUUCCCGUUUGAGAAACAUAGACCUAGAUCAGAUGCUGAUCGAUGUGCUGAAGAAUCUUAGUAUCCAGUUAUUAGAUGGUGGCCCAACUAGUGGUCUUGGAGAAAUGAUACAUCCUGAGUCGGUUCCUAUGCACACUUUGGCCAGAUUUCUGUUUGCAUCAUUGCUUAAUCAAUAUUCAGACUUGGCCUUCAGCAUUGGUUUGCGAGCUAUGCGUUUUCCCAUUCUCGAAAACGUCACCGAGGGUUCAGUCAAUGGAAUUGAGAUGCAACACAAUAACUUCAUGCAUUCGCCAUAUCCUCGUUGGUGGACUUUAGGCCACUUAGAGACUCAGCAAUGCUCACUCAGCUCAACAAUGCUUAGUGCUGCCAAAGGAGAUACAAAACGGUUAUCGGCAGUGCUUGAAAAUGCUCGUCGAAAUAUACACAGCUCGUCGCAUUUAUUCAAGUUGGCACAAGAUGCAUUCCGAUUUGCCACACCCGAAAACAAUCCCCGCAGUCAAACGCUACUGGGCGUUGCCUUCGAAUUGGGCCUGCAAGUCAUGCGUAUGACACUGACAUGCCUAAACUGGCGUCGCAGAGAAAUGGUACGAUGGCUCGUAACGUGCGCUUCACAUGUCGGACUCGAGGCAUUGAUGUCGAUUAUGCAAAAUUGGUAUCACCUCUUCACACCAACAGAAGCAACAGGGCCUGUUGCGACUACGAUAAUGUCACAUUCAACGAUCAUGCGAUUGAAUUUGAACUUCCGGCAGCAGGAUGAGUUAUCAAACUGCGCCCGAACGUUAGCUCUGCAAUGUGCAACUAAAGAUCCACCAAAUUGCGCUCUAAAUGCGUUAACUUUAUGCGAAAACGAUGCGAUGGCCUUUGAAACAGCCUAUCAUAUUGUCAUAGACGCAGCUAUGCAUAUUAUGACUUCUAGUCAAUUGUUUACCAUUGCUAGGUAUAUGGAACACAGAGGUUACCCAUCUCGAGCGUACAACUUGGCAAUGCUUGCUAUGAAAAACGUACAGUUGGCAUACAACCAAGAUACCCAUCCGGCAAUAAAUGACAUCCAUUGGGCAUGUGCUCUGUCUCAUUCGCUGGGCAAGGCAGAACUGUCCAAGAUGAUUCCUCUGGUGAUUAAGAAUGUUCAAUGUGCCACCGUUCUAUCGGAUAUUCUACGCCGAUGCAGUGUACCUACUCCAGGAAUGCACAAUUUUAGUACACAUGGUAGAAGCAACAGUAUGCGGCAAUGUAUGAAAUUGAGCUACGAUAGAGAACCACUUAACCAACUUCUGGAAGCAGCUGUUUCUGCCUACGUGAAUACAACGCAUUCGAGGUUGUCUCAUAUAUCUCCAAGGCACUACAGUGAUUUUAUAGAUUUCCUCAGCAAGGCAAGAGACACCUUUAUGCUGGCUCGUGAUGGACCGGCACAUUUUUCACGUCUCAUUGAAAAUAUCACCAUUGCCUAUAAAGGCAAGAAAAAAUUGGUCCGCCAAGUAAGACAGCGAUUUCAAUUUGUCUAAUAAAAAAUAUUGUUUCAUAAUGCAUUAUGUAAUCCAUUGUAAUGGGCAUUUUGCACCGCGUCAGAAUCCUGUACUAAAAGAAUUGCUUAAUGCUGCUAAUUGUUAGUGUUGAUACCAGUUUUAUAUAAAUCAAAAUUGGAUUUUGUAACUAAAACGGAAAAAAAUCAGAGCGAUUCUUUUUAGCGCCGUCUACAGUGCAAAAUGCACAAAUUUGGUAGAACUCUUCUCAACUUCUUCGUCAGUUGUUACGCUUAUCAUCAUCAGGGAACGUUCAAUUUCGAAUGAUGCUGCAUCAUGCCUCAUGUUCUAGGGCACAUAGUUCGGUGCCCCAGGAUUUUAGUUACCCCAUGACGAUUAUAGGUAUAUAAACUGGCGGACUCGUAUGACGUCCUAUAUAAAAAGACAGAGAAAGAAGUCACAAAAAAGUGGAAGACAAAUGACAAAAUCCAUAGGUAGAAUAACAAAUUAAUGACAAAAAUUGUUCUAGUUUUGAUUAUCCAUCGAUAUUAAACGUGUUACUUUGCUUAAUUUUAUUCUUACAGAAACCUUCAGUAUUAUUAACAGUAAUAGUGUUCUUCCACUUUUGUUUUCACGAUUUUCGUUACUUGUUUAGCCAACUAUUCUAUUUUGAAAAUCUUUUACCUCUUCUUCCCAGUAAGUUUUUUUUGUUUUAUUCAAUCAUGAUUUUGCUUAGCAAGAAAUGGAACGUGCAAAAGUUGUUAACUAAUGUGCGAAUAAUGAGCUCUAAAAGCUGGAUCGGAAUUAGGUUUGAAAUGACGUGAAUAAAGUUUCUAUUACUAAACAGAUACUGUAGUGAAGUGAUGUGUAGUGUAGACAAAUAAGCUUAGGUCAUGACUUCCAUUUUUAUAACUAAUGCAAAUAUAAUAAACGACAUAAACUACUUACAUGCUAGCAAGUAUAAUAAAAUAUAUCUAUAGACAAUUAUCGAAACAAAAUCAAUAGCUUACAAAACAUAAAAAUAAAUAAUCAAAUACUAACAUUAAGGAAGGAGUUACUAUUGAUACCAAACCAUCUGAUAUGUGGGGAUACUUUUAUUGUAAGGCUAAUACGUACGAACUGAUCGCCGAAUGGUCCUAGUAGAUAAACGACAGUACUUUAUGUUUAGAAACAUAAUCAUCACGUGCGGUAUCUCACUAAUCAGUUAAUCCAAUAACAAAGCCAGCCGUUCUGUGUUUAUUUUUUUUAGGAUUUUCAAUAAAACUUGUGCCACCAUAUCUGUGCCGAAUAAUUGACUUUGAUAGAUUUCAGUUCAAUUGAAAGACAAAGUAACGUUUAGUAUAAUUUCAUCAAUUUAGUUCAAAUACCUCAACUAUUUAUGUAAAUUGAUUACUAGAUAAAUUUACUAAGUUAUAUUUUAGUUUACCUUGAACUAAUUAGUGCUGAAAACUAAUUACCACCUACGCGCAGAUAUCAAGAACAAGAAAUAAAUUAAAUAGGAAUAGAAUAAAAUUUAACAUAAAUACCUGUACGCAGAAAUAGCAGCCUACAUAGCAAGAUAUUGAAACCUAAAACUUGUUCAAAGAAUGCUGAAAUUACGAUUUCAGCUCAAUGCAUCAUACAAAACACAUGCAAAUAUUUACUGCCAAACAAAAAACUAAUCAAACGAUGAUACCGAUUAUGUUAAAAAUAAAAAGUUGAACACUGUAAUAAACAAAUAACGUACAUAAUUAAUCAUGUCAGUAUUGCUAACUUGCGAUAAGUAAAAAGAAAUGCUUGAAAUUUUUCCGUAAAUUCUACUUUCCAACACUUGUUAUUUUAUACCCAACGCUAAAUUACAACAGGACAAUUUCUGGGAACAUUGUAUCUGCUUUUGUCAAUAUUCUCCAUGAUUAUGUAUACAUAUUUAUUUCUCUUAGCACUAUUCCACAAAUUCAAUUAAUCUUCUGGUACCGCAGUAGGUAGCUUUGAAUUGUUUGCAUUAUAAAUGUAAAAAAAAAAAACAAAAAUACUCCAUGAAGGCAAUUUUCAGUGCUAUUGGUAACAAGAAUGUUUGUAUUUCUUUAUUUUCGUUGGAAUGUGAGAUUUAUCUCAGGUAUUGUAAAGUUUAAUUGACAAACAAAAUAAAACUUCGGUAAACAGAUUAAAAACUAAUGCGACAUACCCAAUUAUACCAAUAAACGAACAUGAUAAAU